ACAAAAUGGCGGUGGGUAUUUUGAAUUGAGGGGUUAGUUUUUCAGUACAAGUUUUUUAAAUAAAGUUUUAAACUUUUAAAUCACUAAAUUGUUUUUAGAAGAUGGAUUUACGGUCAUCAAGGUUACACCCAUAUGAAACGGGAGAUGAUAUAUUAUUAUACGAUGAUGUAGUGUCUCAUUUCGACGAGAGCCAGACAUACUUGAGUGACGAGAGCUUUGUGCCAGUCAAUGAGCACUUUGUUCCGCCCGAGUAUUCGAUCGACGGUGAGUUCCAAGAACGAAGAACAAUCUUGGCUGAUGGCGCCGAGCAGUUUGGGGUCACAGCAGUCGCCUUUGACAAUCAGGAGGAGCUGCUCUGGAUGGGAAACCAGGGGGGUCAUGUUACUUCCUACUAUAGUGCGGAGCUUCAGAAGCACACUUCAUUCCAAGUCCACGCUACAGAAGACAUCCGAUGUCUGCACACUUUCGAAAACGGAGUGUUGGCUUUGAUGCCUAGUGCAUUACGAUGUCAGAUGCGUCGUGGGAUCCCAAUCUUUACUCACAGCUCUGAGAACAUGGUUCAGAUGCAGUGUUUGCUACAACUCUCCCCCCAGACCUUGCUGCUGGGCGGACACACCCAUAAACUCAUAGAGUUUGACCUGAACACAUACCAAGAGGUUAAUCUGCUGGAUGCAAGCAAGAACGGUUGUGCGAUACUGCGGCAACAUAACCGAUUUGUGUGCUGUGGUGACCCUAGUGGCAACAUAGAGCUGCGGGACCCGGGCAGUCUUCGGGUUGAACAUUCCUGGGACACUCACACUGGCAGCCUUUCAGAUUUCGACAUCCACGGGAACCUGCUGGUCACCUGCGGCUUCUCCAACAGACAAGGUGGCCUGACUGUGGACCGGUUUCUGAUGGUAUAUGACCUGCGAAUGAUGCGAGCUGUAAGCCCCAUUCCUCUACUGCUUGACCCGCUGCUGCUACGGUUCAUGCCGUCGUUCUCGUCUCGCAUCGCCGUCGCCUCUUCGCUCGGCCAGCUGCAGCUCGUUGACACGGUCACUCUGUCCGAGCCCGACCUCACCGUCUACCAGGUGAACACCGGCAACUCACUGUCUCUUGCCCUGGAUGUCUCCACUUCCUGUCAAGCCCUGGCCUUGGGUGAUUCUGGUGGCAGCAUACAUCUCUUCACCUCCCAAAACAACGCCAUAUUCAAUGCCUUCUCUCGGCCCACUGAGUUUGCCGAUCCCAUCGAGCCAUUCGAUUCGAUCAGCAUCACAGAUAGUCUGGCCAUACUGUCAUCCGUUCCCCUCGUCUACACCUCGCCUCCUACCACCAUGCUCUCCGACUGGCCCAAGAAGUUCCUCAAGAAUGUUUGCCGACCCACCCCACCCAUCGACCCAGAGAUACUGAGGACAAUGAAGAUGCAGGGGACAAUUGGCUACGCACCAAAUCCGAACACAAAAUUGCGGAAUCAGGUCAGUCAUAUAUAUAUAAUUAAAAUUCAUUCCUUUAAUUUGACCAAUAGUGCUAUGUUGAAUAAUCUUUGUCCGCAGCACAGCCCAGGAACAACGCAAGAAUGAAGAAAACAGCACACAACGUUUGCGGUGAUCCCUAAGCGUUACCGAAAGCUUGACCUGAAGUACUCCAAGUCUGGGCUGGACGACCUGGACAUGGACCAAUACAACAAGACUCCGUUUAGCGGACUUGAAGCCACUCUGCCCAACUCGUACUGCAACGCUAUGAUACAGGUGCUGUAUUUCCUGGAGCCUCUGAGGCAUGUGGUGCUCUCACACCUCUGCCACUCGGAGUUCUGCCUCUGCUGUGAACUGGCCUUCCUGUUCCGCAUGCUGGACGUGUCCCGGGGCCAACCUUGUCACGCCGGUAACUUCCUGCGGGCACUCAGGAACGCUCACGAGGCGUCUGCUCUCGGCCUCAUCCUGCCUGACCAGAAUAACCCUAAUCUGCGCAAGAAGACCAACCUCAUCUCUCUCAUACAGAACUGGAAUCGCUUCAUACUCCAUCAAAUUCAUUUUGAAUUACUUGAGGAAACAAAGCGAAGGGAGAAAGAGAACCUUAAAGCUCCACCCUUUGUGUAUCGAGAUACUGAUUUCCCAUCCAUUGACUUACCACGGCAG
Messenger RNA from Homalodisca vitripennis (glassy-winged sharpshooter), 2114 nucleotides. Its product is annotated as PAN2-PAN3 deadenylation complex catalytic subunit PAN2-like. Gene Ontology annotation, biological process: mRNA processing; nuclear-transcribed mRNA poly(A) tail shortening. Gene Ontology annotation, molecular function: protein binding; nucleic acid binding; poly(A)-specific ribonuclease activity. The record is from RefSeq and is a predicted model, not a curated record. Lineage: Eukaryota; Metazoa; Arthropoda; Insecta; Hemiptera; Cicadellidae. Gene Ontology annotation, cellular component: PAN complex; P-body.